Anguilla rostrata (American eel) is the source of this 3567-nucleotide messenger RNA. RefSeq names its product flap endonuclease GEN homolog 1 (gene gen1). The record is from RefSeq and is a predicted model, not a curated record. Gene Ontology annotation, molecular function: 5'-flap endonuclease activity; four-way junction DNA binding. The transcript has 14 exons. The coding region runs from base 155 to 2947 and encodes 930 amino acids. NCBI's taxonomy places the organism in Eukaryota, Metazoa, Chordata, Actinopteri, Anguilliformes, Anguillidae.
CGUUUUCAAAAUGUGAUUGGUAACACUUCCGGAAACGGAAGUCUGUUCUCUGGAAGAAGCAGAAGCGCUUAUUUUGAAAUUAGUUAUUUUUCGUCAAGCAUUCAUUACGAAGAUUGUAAGUGGCAAGCCGGAGUUAUCUUUAACUAUUUGAGCAAUGGGUGUUAAUGAGCUGUGGUCCAUCCUGGAACCGGCGCGGGAGUCUGUGCCUCUGUACCACCUCUCUGGUAAAACCCUGGCAGUGGAUUUGAGCCUGUGGGUCUGUGAGGCCCAGUUUGUAAAAGAGAUGGUGGGGAGAGUUGCCAAACCACACCUGCGGAAUUUGUUUUUCAGGGUCUCAUCUCUUAUGCAAAUGGGGAUUAAGCUGAUUUUUGUAAUGGAAGGAGAAGCACCAAAAAUGAAAGCUGAGACAAUGUGCAAGAGAAAUCAAUUGAGAUUUGGGCCCUCCAAGAAGACAGCAUCUAAAAAACCAAGAACUGGCAGAUCGUACUUUAAGGCUGUCCUUAAAGAGUGUGCAGAGAUGCUGGACUGCCUGGGUAUUCCCUGGGUCAAUGCAGCAGGAGAGGCUGAAGCAAUGUGUGCCUACCUGGACUCUCUCGGCCUGGUCGAUGGGUGUAUCACCAAUGAUGGCGAUUCCUUUCUUUAUGGAGCCCAAACAGUUUACAGAAACUUCAAUAUGAGCACAAAGGAUCCCCAAGUGGAUUGCUAUUUGAUGGCAAAAAUUAAAUCUGAGCUUCACCUGACACGAGAAACUCUUGUGGGUUUAGCAAUACUGCUUGGUUGUGACUAUCUUCCCAAGGGUAUACCAGGUGUUGGAAAAGAACAAGCUCUAAAACUGAUAAAGACUUUAAGAGGACAAACACUCCUCCAAAAGUUCACUCAGUGGCAGAGUGAGGGGCAGGAUAUGCAGAAUUUGGUUGUGAAAAAGGUCACUCACUGCCUUGUGUGUCACCAUCCUGGCUCAGCUAAGACUCACGAGCGCAGUGGCUGUGCUCUGUGUGGCAGCCGACAAUUUUGCCAGCCCUCGGACUAUGGUCACUCCUGUCCCUGUGACUGGCAUCAGACAGAACAGGCACGACUGGCUAGUUCCACUGAAGCCAACAUUAAAAGGAAAACUUUAGCAAGUGAAGGGUUCCCUUUCAAAGAGGUAAUGAUAAUUGAUGAAUUCUUGGUUUCCAAAGACCGACCCAUUCAAAAUGUCACAAGACGAAAACCAAACCUAUUGUUGAUGCAGAACUUUGCUUUAGACAAAAUGGAAUGGCCAAAAUCUUAUACAAGCGAGAAGGUGCUGGUGCUAAUGACUUACACAGAAAUGAUGAACAGAAAAUGUGGAAGAGGAAACACUAUACAGAUACAGCCCAUACGGAUAUUCAAGCCUCGUGUAAGGAAUGGAAUUAGUAGCUUUGAAGUAAUCUGGAAUAAACCAGAUCACUACGUGUAUGCAGAUAAUCAUCUAACGGAAUGGAAGGACACCGUGAGAACAGUGGAGGAGGAGGCCCUUUUCCGAGCCGCAUACCCUGACCUUGUGGAUCGCUUCCUGGAGGAGAGGGAACAGGCUGAAAAGAGCAAGCUCAAACAAAAGAAACGUAACAAAAAGGAAGACAAGGAAUCCAACACUGGGCCUGAUGACGUUUCUGAUCUCUUCUCCAAAUUGAAUAUACACGGUUCCUCUACUGGCAAAGUAGAAGCAUCUGGCACCGACACAGUAGCCAUGGCUGACCACAGAAAUGCCCAGGAGUUUCUGAAUUGUCCACAAUCCUCUGACCAACAGAGGAACGUUAGCGAAAAACAUGACUUGACUGCCCCUCAGGGCAUUUGCAUGAAAGAGGUGGAGCCCAGCCCGUCUCCCGUUUCCUCUGAGAAGAUGCCGGCAACCGUGUCCUCGCCCUCGGUUUCUGCGGUGAUCGACGAGCUGCACUUGAGUGACAUCGACUGGGACGGCAUGUCUUUCAGCUCCGCUCAGUCUCCACAAGUACAAACUGAGCGUCCAUUGCCACCGACUACCAUUGACCUCCUCACACCGGUCAAAGGCCCGAGAGGCACUGCGGAGAAGGAAUGUUCGGCUCCAGAAACGGGAGACUCGGCUGGGCUUGAGCUUCCAGUCUGGCAAGCUGCAAGAGCACCUGAAUCACAGGCGACAGUGAAUCUGUCUAAGAUUCCUCUGAGGGAGAGAGUCCUUGCAAGAAACACCAUUAUGUCUAGUGGGACUCGUACUGACAUAGUGACAGCACAAACAAACCAGUCUACAAACACACCUGAAUGCACAGCUUUCAGGCCUGUACUUGCAUCCUCUGAAGACAGCGAUAUUGGCACACACUUAGGAGAGCAAGAGUUCACCUUCAAAAAAACAUUGACUAGUAAUUCUAAGAAUUUUCCCAGAGUUCAACAUUCCAGGCACCCAAUGAUAAAAACAGUUAAAACACAAAAGUCAACAGGCUCUGUAAGUACCAAACCCCUAUCACAGCACAAUUUUGUGAAAAUUAGUGGUGAUCACACCGCUUUGCCCCAACGAAGUCGCAGUGACCCGAGUGUUGGGGCAGGCCAUAAAAGUAGGACUCAGGCCGUAAAGAAGAGCGUCUGUAUUAGCGUGUGUUCGUCUAGUGAAAACAGCGAUGCAGAGAACAGACCAGUGAGAGAGCAAAAGAGGACAGUCAAGUCUAAAGCCAGGAAGCAGUGUCCAUACCGCUUUGAUUACAGUCUGAAGCCAACCAAAGUGACGGUGCUUCCAGGUUCAAACACUGUAGACCGUGAGCCACAGGCUUUGUGGUCAGACCAAGGCAAGAGUGGAUGUGCACCAACCAUAGAGAGAAACUGGGAGGCAGCUGAUGAUGGGGAAGUUUUUAUUGAAAACUCAAGUCAUGAAGUGAACAUGAACAAGGGAGAUGACUCUGUCAUUUCUGUUGAUAGCCCACUGCCUCUUGCAGAAAGACUUAAACUUAAGUUCAAGUAGAGGGAUCAAAACUGUGAUUUUCAAAAUGCAUGUACUCCAUUCCAGGAUUCCCAGAUGUAAAGAGAAUCUCAAAUGCAUUUUUUAAAACGUACUUUAAUUACUGUACUCUGUUAUUUAAGCAUUUUUAUUUUGGGUGAGAUUUGUCCAUAACUUCACAAGUUGUCAAUAAGAUCACACAUUGAUCACUGAUUUGUAAUCAGAUCCCGAUUUUGUGUUUAUAGUUUGGAUUAUUCUUAAUUUUUAUAUUCUUGUAUUUCAAGGAGAUCGUAAAAACCCUGCAUUACAUAGCAAAACUUAUGUUUUUCAUUUUCAUAUCUGAAAGCCAGUGCAUUCAGUGCAUGUCUGGAAGUGAGGGGUAACGUAGCCAUAACAUAUCUUAACAUAAAUAGAACUCCCAGAUCCAUUUUUACAUUCGAGGUACUGUGUGUACUGAUUUCAUCAGAUUUUUUAAAAAUAUAUAUAUUUGUACAUCUUUAAAAUACCAAUAACAUAUCUGCUUUUGAUUUGUAGAUCGCUACUACGUGUAAAUAUGAUUUGAGUAGCAAUUGUAGCCUGCACUUCAUUCUUCAGAACUGUGAAAAUCCAUUAAAAUGUUUAUCAUUAAAAAAUAACGGUAAAUC